This is a messenger RNA of Cherax quadricarinatus, 4019 nucleotides long. The record is from RefSeq and is a predicted model, not a curated record. Lineage: Eukaryota; Metazoa; Arthropoda; Malacostraca; Decapoda; Parastacidae.
ACCUUCCCCCUCUUGACUAUAUUUACUCUUUGUACUUUCUUCACUAAUCCAGAGUAUUAUAUAUGAUGAAAAUGUGUUUUAAUUCAAUGAAAGGUUAUCUGUCACUAUGUGAUGUCGCAGUAAGGUUUUAAAGUAUGUUGGGGCAAGUUUAAUGUGUUGGUGUUCAUCUUGGAAAAAAAAGUGGGUCAACAGGCUAGCCAACCCUCGCUCAGGUAGAAUAAUUAACACACUUAAAAUAUCUUUAUACUAAAAUUAAAUACACACACAUUCAUAUAUAAGUAUACUGAAAAUACUACUGUCCUUGUUUUAAGUUUACUGGCUUUAUACAUAGUUUGAUUCACUGUUAAAAUCCUGAACAUUUAAGCACUACAGCAACAAGUGCAAAUUGUGUAUAUUAAGUUGUAUGUUUGAUAUUUGCAGAUCAGCUAUUCGUUAAAUGUAGAAGUGAUAAUGAAGUAAAAUUUACUGCAAAUAUAAAGAUUAAUGUUUAUCAUCCUAAUAGAUAAUGGAGACUGCUAUGUGUAACAAUAAUUAGGCUCGUAAAUUUAACAUCUCGUGGUGUUCUGUUUGUAAACAUUUCUCUCUAAAGGUCGAAAAUUAUAUAAUUCAUUGUCAUUAGAGAUCAUCCCAUGCCCUAGCCUAGCAGGUAGCUCCUCCAGCAAGACGUGCAAGUACAAGAUGGAGGCUGGCAUAAUAAAGAAACUUGACGAGACUGUUGUAAACCGCAUCGCUGCUGGUGAGGUGGUCCAGAGACCUGCCAAUGCCUUGAAGGAAAUGAUUGAAAACUGCUUGGACGCUAAAGCAUCAAAUAUUCAAGUAACAGUAAGACAAGGUGGCCUCAAGCUCUUGCAGAUUCAGGAUAAUGGAACAGGUAUUAGGAAAGAAGAUCUUGACAUUGUGUGCGAACGUUUUACAACUAGCAAAUUGCGAGAGUUUGGUGACCUAGCAUCAAUUGAUACAUAUGGGUUUCGUGGCGAAGCUCUUGCAUCAAUCAGCCAUGUGGCUCACCUGACUAUCACCACACGUACUAAGGACUCCAAGUGUGCAUGGAAAGUUUCAUAUGUUGAUGGUAAGCCAACUGGAGCAGCAAAACCCUGUGCAGGAAACCAAGGGACACAAAUAUCUGUUGAGGAUUUGUUUUACAAUGUAGCUACACGUAGAAAGGCACUUAAAAGUGCCUCUGAAGAACAUGCAAAAGUAGCAGAGGUGGUGAGCAGAUAUGCUAUACACAACUACAGUGUGGGCUUCACACUUAAAAAGCAAGGAGACAAUGCAACAGAUAUUCGUACCCCACCAAACUCGACUGUUGUUGAUAAUGUUCGCACAAUUUAUGGCCCGUCUGUUGCACGAGAACUGCUAGAACUGUCGUGUGAAGACACAAACCUUAAGUUCUUGGCAAAAGGUUACAUUAGCAAUGCCAACUACUCUGUAAAGAAGUGCAUUUUUUUGCUUUUUAUUAAUCAUAGAUUGGUGGAAUCAACAGCCCUUAGAAAAGCCAUUGAAACUGUCUAUUCAUCAUACCUGCCAAAGAAUAGCCACCCAUUUAUAUACUUGAGCUUGGAGAUUGCCCCUCAGAAUGUUGAUGUUAAUGUGCAUCCAACAAAACAUGAAGUCCACUUUCUACAUGAAGAAUCCAUUGUUGAAAAGAUUCAGCAAGCAGUAGAAUCAAAGUUAUUGGGAUGUAAUUCGUCUAGGACAUUUUAUACUCAGGCUCUUCUUCCUGGUGCAAGCACAGUUCCAAGUGUGCCUGGAAAAGGAUCCAUUGAUACGAAUGAUAAUGAAACAGUAGAUAAGAAGGAUAAGGUCUAUGCCCACCAGAUGGUUCGUACAGAUUCUCGUGACCAGAAACUAGAAAAAUUCCUUACAAAGCCAGCAGUAAAUAAGAAUGUGGUUGAAGAAGAGGACUUUCAAGAAGAUAAACAGGCCAGGUCUAGCACUGAAGAACAAAAUAGACGUGAUAUUAAGCUAACAAGUGUCAUGACAUUGAGGUCACAGUCAGAAAGCAGCUGUCAUGCAGGACUUCUAGAAACUGUGAAAAACAUGACUUUUGUAGGUUGUGUUAAUCCUGAGUAUGCUCUCAUCCAACAUGUCAGUAAGCUUUACCUAACAAACACUUCAGCACUCAGCGAAGAACUGUUUUAUCAGAUUAUGCUGAAUGAUUUUGGCAACUUUGGCAUCCUGAAACUUUCGACCCCAGCAAGUAUUUAUGAGCUAGCUAUGAUUGCAUUUGAUAUGGAAGAAAGUGGCUGGACAGAGGCAGAUGGGACAAAGGAAGAUUUGGCCACUUAUAUUAAGACAAUGUUGCUGUCUAAGGUGCAUAUGCUAGAUGACUACUUCAGUUUGCAGAUUGAUGAAAAAGGCAACCUUUGUACUUUACCAUAUCUACUAGAUGAUUAUGUUCCAGCAAUGGAAGGUUUGCCAAUGUAUGUUUUACGCCUGGCAACAGAAGUGGAAUGGGAAAACGAGCUGGAGUGCUUCCAGACAUUCUGCCGCGAAACUGCAAAGUUUUAUGCUGUUCAGCGAAAUCAAACACAUCAGGAAGGGAGGAUAUUGAAGUGCAGUGGUAUCUUGACUUAAGAGUGCCCCAACUUAUGAGUUUUCCGAGUUACAAGCCAUCACUCAGUUUUUUUGCUUCGAGUUGCAAGCCAAAAUCCAAGUUAUAAGCGAGCUUCAGAUACACCACUAAUUGGCAGCAUAUCUGAAGUCAAAUCCAACUCUGUACCCAGAGGAAUGUCAGGUACUUUGUCCCAUCCCACAUGCUCUUCCAAGACAUAACUGCAAGGAAAAUACUCCCACGCUAAUCCUACAUUAUAGUGAGGCACCUCGUCCCUUGUUUGGUUCUCGUAUAAAUCCGGGGAAGAGGUAACGAAGUGAAUGUUUUCAGAUACUUGGGAGUUGACGUGUCGGUGGAUGGAUUUAUGAAGGAUGAGGUUAAUCAUAGAAUUGAUGAGGGAAAAAAGGUGAGUGGUGCGUUGAGGUAUAUGUGGAGUCAAAAAACGUUAUCUAUGGAGGCAAAGAAGGGAAUGUACGAAGGUAUAGUAGCACCAACACUCUUAUAUGGAUGUGAAGCUUGGGUGGUAAAUGGAGCAGCGAGGAGACGGUUGGAGGCAGUGGAGAUGUCCUGUCUAAGGGCAAUGUGUGGUGUAAAUAUUAUGCAGAAAAUUCUGAGUGUGGAAAUUAGGAGAAGGUGUGGAGUUAAUAAAAGCAUUAGUCAAGAGGGCAGAAGAGGGGUUGUUGAGGUGGUUUGGUCAUUUAGAGAGAAUGGAUCAAAGUAGAAUGACAUGGAAAGCAUAAAAAUCUAUAGAGGAAGGAAGGAGGGGUAGGGGUCGUCCUCGAAAGGGUUGGAAAGAGGGGGUAAAGGAGGUUUUGUGGGCGAGGGGCUUGGACUUCCAGCAAGCGUGCAUGAGCGUGUUAGAUAGGAGUGAAUGGAGACGAAUGAUACUUGGGACCUGAUGAUCUGUUGGAGUGUGAGCAGGGUAAUAUUUAGUGAAGGGAUUCAGGGAAACCGGUUAUUUUCAUAUAGUCGGACUUGAGUCCUGGAAAUGGGAAGUACAAUGCCUGCACUUUAAAGGAGGGGUUUGGGAUAUUGGCAGUUUGGAGGGGUAUGUUGUGUAUCUUUAUACGUAUAUACUUCUAAACUGUUGUAUUCUGAGCACCUCUGCAAAAGCAGUGAUAAUGUGUGAGUAUGGUGAAAGUGUUGAAUGAUGAUGAAAGUAUUUUCUUUUUGGGGAUUUUCUUUCUUUUUUGGGUCACCCUGCCUCGGUGGGAGACGGCCGACUUGUUGAAAAAAAAAAAAAAUUCUUAUUUAAAAACCCAUAACAAAAAAUUGGGGUGGUUUAUAUGGGGCUGGAACGAAUUAAUGGAAUUUCAGUUAAUCUCAAUGAGGAAAAUUUAUUUGAUAUAUGAGCAAAUUGAGUAACGAGCUCUGUCACAGAAUGAAUUAAACUCAUAAGUCAAGCCACUACUGUACUUUUAUUUUUCCAAUAAUCCUGCACAUAAAUUAUAAAAUUUGUUGUAUU